Molecule: messenger RNA, 839 nt
Organism: Helicoverpa armigera (cotton bollworm)
Lineage: Eukaryota; Metazoa; Arthropoda; Insecta; Lepidoptera; Noctuidae
Exons: 4
Coding region: 220-810 (196 amino acids)
Source: RefSeq, a predicted model, not a curated record
AAUAUGAAAUGUGAAAUAACUUAAAAAAAUAAAAAUAUUAAUAAAAAAAUAUCUCACGUAAAAAAAAACAAUUGAACGUUUGUAAAGCCCUUAACAAAAUUUGAAAAUAGAACAAUCCACAAGACGCCAUCUUAGAAACAUUGACGUCACAUCGUUGGGCGAACGAAUGUGUACCUUUGACAUUGUUUAAACCGCCUCCGAACAUCCCAAGGAGGGAAUAUGAAUGUGUUACAGUUUCUUGUAAUAAUUUUAUUAUUGUUGUGUACGUAUGUUGUGUUUGGGAACGAUAGGUGUGAUAAUGUGAAGACUCCGGUCAGUGGAUUGAGAAAGAGAAGGCAUUUGACGUUUCCUGAAGGAACCGCUAUGGUGUUAACCAUGUCGGUACUGAAAACCGUGAUGGUUCACGCCCCUUCAGGUUGGAAUGUGGCUGUCGAGAUCGAUGUCAUCUACCCAUUGCCGAGUCCAGAGAUGAUCAACUUGCUAUUCAGAAGAAAGUUGCAUCAUCGACAGAAGAGAGAACUUUGGGAGAAGUUGCAACAUGCUUUGCAGAGUUACAACUUGGACGGUCGCUCCUGUAUUUAUCGGAGCAUAUGUGAAGCGAGAACACACUUGGCUCCACCGGGGAAGUCCUUGGUGCAUGACAUUUUGAGGGCUGUGUUUACCGCCCCAGUCCACGAGGAAGGAUUUAAAGAGGAAGUUAAUGAAACUUAUUACGAGUUAUUGGAACCAAACGUCUGUGAAAGAAUCCACGAUUGCCCUAUUUCGAUACUGGAAGUUGUAUUGGGUUUGAAUAAAAAUAGUUAUUUUUGAUGUAUGAUAUUGUUUUUUUAAAGUAAAUG